AUCAACUUAUUGACCUAUCAAUGAUCAAUUUAUUCCUAGCUAAUGUCGACCCGUGUCACUGUGACACCACAUUCGAACCGGCGAGAUGUUACAAAGAUCGCACUGAUCAACGCCUGCUUCAAAAUUAUAUCUUAAACGAGAGAGACCCAACAUUAAGCAACUAUCGAGGAAAAUCAAUCGAGUGGACAAAUUGGCAAAACUACUUACCAGAAUUCAUCUGCCGCUGCGCGAAUGAAGCCAAACUUCUUGGAUUCGACGUUUUCGGUAUCCAAUUUUAUGACAUGUGCGACAUUCAUAUCGAGAAACUCGGUUGUUACAGAAUGAGAUUCCAAAGUCAACCCUUCCUACCUGAGUACGUCCUCAGUGACAGAGACCCCAAGGCGCAAAAGACCUGGAGCGGGAUACGCAUAGACUGGCCUAACUGGUAUAAGCAUUUGCCGGACUUUGUUUGCCGCUGUGCACAAAGAAUCAAGCAAAAAGGAUACGGAUGGAAGAUCUUUGGCAUCAGAAACUGGGGGGAAUGCUGGAGCGGUAAUACCACAUCUGACACCUUUCUUCUUCAGAUGGUGGCCAACGUAGGCGAAUGCAAGAACCAAUGUUUCAAAGAUUGCAAACACGAUGAUCCAUUUUGCACAGGAACAGAUAACUCCAAUGCCGUUUAUGUAAUUGUUGACAACUCAAAUGAGGCGGGAAGUGGAUGAUGUGAUGAAAUUAUGGCCUACGACUGAACUUUUAGCUCACUCAAGCGUAAUGAUUAUUGAUCGUCAUGUUGGAUAUGAGAAGUCUUCAGUUAUCCCAAUAGACCUCUAGACUGAUCAUAUAACGUAUACUGAAUUAAAAGAGGUGAAUAGUAGAAUCUAA
Molecule: messenger RNA, 861 nt
Organism: Pocillopora damicornis (cauliflower coral)
Lineage: Eukaryota; Metazoa; Cnidaria; Anthozoa; Scleractinia; Pocilloporidae
Source: RefSeq, a predicted model, not a curated record